AUGAUGAUAGCUCAAUUCCGACCGCUCACAACCCAAACCGCCGCCGUUUCCCACCUCGCCGCCCCUCCAUCCGCCGGCGACGCCGGCCUCAAGUUCCGUCAAAAGCUCAUCUACCUCAAAUCCAUCAAAGUAAACCCCACCAAAGCCCUCCGCAUAAACCCUAAUCUCCGUUCAGCCCCAAUCUCCGCCAUCCACUCCGUCACGCGAUGCCUCUCCUCGAUGGGCAUCGACCUCGCCGCCGCCGGCCGGAUUCUCGACAUGUUUCCCCAGCUCCUCACCGCCGAUCCCUACUCCGACGUCUACCCAAUUUUCGAUUUCCUUCUGCACGCCGUCCGAAUACCCUUCCCCGAGGUCCGAAAAUCCAUAACCCGGUGCCCUAGAAUCCUCGUAUCGGACCUCGAGGCUCAAUUGAAGCCUACGUUCGAGUUCCUGACCGAAUUUGGCUUCGUGGGCCCGGAUAAGCUGACGGCCCAGACGACUCUGCUGCUUGUCUCGAGCGUGGAGUCUACUCUGAAGCCAAAGAUUGAAUUUUUAGUCGGGUUAGGGUUCGAAUACGAUGAUGUAAGGGAAAUGGUGCUUAGGUUGCCGGGGCUGUUGACGUUCAGCGUGGAGAAUAAUUACCGGCCAAAAUUGGAGUAUUUCUUGAAGGAGAUGAAUGGGGAUUUGGAAGAAAUCAAGAAAUUUCCUCAGUAUUUUUCAUCCAGCUUGGAGAGGAAGAUCAAGCCUCGACACAGGCUUCUGCUCGAUCAUGGCUUUGUCAUGUCCUUACCGGAGAUGUUGAAAGUUAGCGAUGGGGAGUUCAAUGUCCGGUUGAUAGAAAGGCGCCUGGAGAUGGCGGAUCAGUGGAUGACGACGCAAUCGUAG
Molecule: messenger RNA, 864 nt
Organism: Striga asiatica
Lineage: Eukaryota; Viridiplantae; Streptophyta; Magnoliopsida; Lamiales; Orobanchaceae
Source: the annotation of a GenBank genome assembly